This is a messenger RNA of Gilbertella persicaria, 876 nucleotides long. RefSeq names its product 60S ribosomal protein L34-B. Gene Ontology annotation, molecular function: structural constituent of ribosome. The record is from RefSeq and is a predicted model, not a curated record. The transcript is spliced from 3 exons. The coding region runs from base 161 to 490 and encodes 109 amino acids. Gene Ontology annotation, cellular component: ribosome. Gene Ontology annotation, biological process: translation. NCBI's taxonomy places the organism in Eukaryota, Fungi, Mucoromycota, Mucoromycetes, Mucorales, Choanephoraceae.
GUGUGUACACAUGAAUCAGUUCCAGAUGAAGGUAAAGAAUCCUUCUUUUUCCAAAACCAUAGGUGAGUGAUCAUCAUCCAUCCAAUGGAGAGAAUAGAAGACGACCAUCAACAUGAAUCAACGAUGACUGAUGAAUAUACCAACUUGUUAGAUUAUCACAAUGGCUCAACGUCUCACCUACAGACGCCGUUUGUCUUACAACACUCGUUCCAACCGUGUUAAGGCCGUCAAGACUCCUGGUGGUAACCUUGUCUACCAAUACGAAAAGAAGCCUGUCAAGGCUCCUCGUUGUGGUGACUGUGGUGAAACUCUCGCUGGUAUCAAGGCCCUUCGUGCCCGUGAAUUCGCCACUGUUUCCAAGACCAACAAGCACGUUAGCCGUGCCUACGGUGGUUCUCGUUGUGCCCACUGUGUCAGAAACCGUAUUGUCCGUGCUUUCUUGAUUGAAGAACAAAAGAUCGUCAAGAAGGUCCUUAAGGCUCAAAAAUAAAUAGCUCUCUGACAAACUUGCUUUGUGAUUUUUCGAAUAAAAAAAUCCAGAUACACACAUGUACAGAACAGAUUUGUUUGAUUUAUUAUAUAUAUGCACAAAUGAGGGAGGGGAAUGAGGAUUAUUUCUUUAGACGUUUGCCUUGUUUAGAGUUGUCUAAUGCACCUUUACGUUUCACAGAAGCAACAAGUUGUUGAAGAGACGACUUGGAUUUAGUUUCGCCUAAACCAGACUCAGUUUCUUUAGACUUCUUUUCCUUUUUCCAGUUGUCAUUCUCGGCCAUACUGCCUUCCUUCAUCUUUUGUUGUCUAGCGUUCAACAACUUCUGCAUGCUCUUUGUCUUUUUGAAUUGAGGGUUGGUAGGAUCAAUAGCAAAAUGGUGCGAU